AUGACCAUGGAGAACCAUAAUAAUGCUAAGCAAGAUAUAGAUAAGAAUAAAGUAGAAUGUGAUAAUAAAUAUAUUUAUACGAAAUUUCCUAUGUUUGAUAUGCAUAAGAAAAUAAAAUAUUAUAACAAUAAAAUAUCAGAUAUUAAUUUAGAAAAUAUAAAAUUAAAAAGGUGUAAGAAACAUUUGGAAACACAUAUAUUAGAAGAAAAUAUAAUAUUUGAAAAAAAUUUCAAAAAUUAUGAGAAAAUUAUUUCGAAUGCUUUACGUUUAGGAUAUUCCUGUAUGAAUUUAUGUACAAUAUUAAAUAAGCUUAUAAAUAAAGAUAAAUUAUAUGUUUUAAGAUUAUUGUUAAGAAAAAGAGAUGAAUUUAAAAAUAAUAUUAUAAAAUCUUAUAUUCAUAAACAUAUGGAAAAUAAAAUUUAUUUUAAAACACUUACAAAUAUAAUACAAAAUUUUGCUUUAAAAAAUAAAAAUUUUGUAACCAUAUUCUUAGUUCAUCAUAUAAAAAACAAAAUUAAACUUCAUUUUAUACAUUUUUAUAAUGUUAUUUUAUAUCAAUAUAAUAAUGUAAAAGAAAAAUGUAAACAUAUAUCUAUCUUACAAUCAAAUAAUCAUUUUAUUUCAAAUAAAUUAUAUUUACAAAAUAUACAUAUUCUUAAUAAAAUAUUAGCAUUAUUCAAAUUGUCUUAUAUUAUCAAAAAUCGCUUUCGCCUGAACGUUCAGAAUUUUUUUGUAUACAUGUUAGAAAAAAAAAAAAAAAAAAAAAAUUAUUUUAUGAAAGAAAAAAAUGAUAACAUAAUAAAUAUGAAAUGUCCAACAAAUAAUAUAGAAGAUGAUACUAUAAAUACAACAACUAAUUAUAAUAUGGAUAAAGAAAAUCUAAUAAAUUAUGAAUAUUGUACAAAUAAAAAAAAAAAUUUUAUAGAAAAUACAUUUUUCAUCAAUGACAAUUCAUCAAGUACAAGUAGUUGUAUACUACAUCCAAAUGAUUUUUAUAAUUAUUUAUAUAAUGAAGAAUUAAAAAAAUAUAUAUACAAUGAUACCAAAUAUAAUCAGAUCAAUAUAUAUGAUAAAAGUAUAUAUCAAAAAUUGAAACAAAAGGAAAAGGACAAAAAAAAAAUAUAUCAUAAAGAAAAUAGUAUUUUACAAAUUCAAAGUUAUCUAGAUCAUAAAAUUGUAAAAAAAAAUAUAUAUAUUCAUUCUUUAAAAAAAGAACUUGAGGAUUUAUUUUUUGAAAUACCAAACGAUGUAAAAAUACAUCAUAAUCAAAAGGAACAAAUUAAAAAUGUACAAACAUCUUGUAAUGAACAAAUUGAAAAAAUCCAAAGAACUCUCAAAAAUAUAAGGAACAAACAUUUUUUUUUUAUCAUUGGAAUGGGCCCACCAGAAAAUUUACAGUUAAAAGCUUCUGAUAAUUGUGAUUUAAAUUUAUAUAAAAAUUUUAAAUUUCUUAAUAAUAUGAGCAACACAUCAGGAAGUAUUACAAAUAAGGGUAGUAAGAUAUUAUUUAGCAUAAAAAGAUAA
Messenger RNA from Plasmodium falciparum 3D7, 1524 nucleotides. RefSeq lists its product as uncharacterized. Lineage: Eukaryota; Apicomplexa; Aconoidasida; Haemosporida; Plasmodiidae. The record is from RefSeq and is a predicted model, not a curated record.